AUGCAACCGACUGAUCGGGAUAGUCGAUGCUGGUGUUUGAAAAAAAAAUUUCGGUGUAGCUCUAUAAAUAAGUUGCUGGUGGGAGAGUGUGUUGUACAUUGGACCGAGGGAAAUCUCGUGUUUCUCUCUUAUCCUAGAUCCAAAAUACUUUGUUAUCGUUACGUCUGUCAUUUUGACAAGCCAAAUGGACCUACUGUUGAUGUUCCUCCUGCUGCUAAAUUCAGAAAGGGUCUGAGGUGUUACCGGUGUUUUACCAUAGACGGUGAAUGUAGACGGAACAGUAUGUAUGUUAUGCUGUGCAAUUUGCCUUCUACGCCGGUAAGCACAUAUGACAACGUGGGGUUUAACUUGUCGGCGUUCCAAAUCAACUUGGACUUCGAAGCUCUCGCUGGUUCCCGAAAACCAUACGAGGAAAACGUCUGCGUUAAUUUGAUUAUGUCGUAUUUUGAGGAGGAGCAACACGAUGUUGACGUGCUACCCAGAAUAUUACAGUUCAAGGACUGCGUGUCUGAGAAAAUAGCAAAGAAGAUUAGUUCAAGAUCGAAGUUAAUUGCAAAACAAAUUCAGGCUCAUUAUUUUUUUGAAACUUGCAACGUUUCUUUUUGCAAUUCAUUUAUUAAGGUGAAACCAAAAUUCUAUCAUUUACUAUUUGUUGCUAUUUUACGUUAUUGUUGAGGAGAUAAAAUAAAAGUCAUAUUUGAUUUGC
Messenger RNA from Aethina tumida (small hive beetle), 706 nucleotides. RefSeq lists its product as uncharacterized. The transcript has 3 exons. NCBI's taxonomy places the organism in Eukaryota, Metazoa, Arthropoda, Insecta, Coleoptera, Nitidulidae. The record is from RefSeq and is a predicted model, not a curated record. The coding region runs from base 1 to 675 and encodes 224 amino acids.